Molecule: messenger RNA, 2783 nt
Organism: Linum trigynum
Lineage: Eukaryota; Viridiplantae; Streptophyta; Magnoliopsida; Malpighiales; Linaceae
Source: the annotation of a GenBank genome assembly
CUCUACUGAAAUGCAUUUGGCCAUCAAAUAUUUUUGAACCCCCGCCCAUUCGUCUUUUCUUUCCCGAUAGUUGGAUCCCGCCCUAAUUUUCCAGUUCUAAUUCCCCCCGCCCCACCCCCAAAUCUGAAAUCUUACCUCUCUCUCUCUCUCUCUCUCUCUCUCUCUCUCUUCCCAAUCCCUAAUCUCUCUGCAUCUCGCAACUCAAACCUCCCCCGCAUAAACUCGCGCACAAACACUUUGCUACCCCGAUAGUCAAAAUUCCACACUUUUUCGCGAUCUUAAAAAAAAAAACCUAACUUCCUCUUAGGGUUUUAGUUAUUUGUUCUUCUAAUUCCUGUGAUUUCUCCUCUUACCAAGUGACUCUGCUUCUCUGAUUCGGGACUGCGGUCCAUGGCGAGCGAAACCCUAGAGGAGAAAAAGCCGGAUCAGGAAGCCCCGGUAGAGAGCAAGGAGGAUUCCCCGCCCAAACUAGUGGAAGAGAAAGUCGACGAGGGUAUGAAAGAGGAGCAGGAAGAAGACGAUGCCGCGAUGAAAGAAAAGCCUGAGGAAGUGGAAGGAAAACAGGCUGAAGAGAGCGUAAUUAAGGAAGAGGAGAAACAGAAGGAAAACGACAAGGAAGAGGAGAAUCAAGAAGAGAAGGUGGAGCAACCGAUUCAAGAGAACAAGGAGGACCAAAAUUCCGAAGUUCCCCAUGUAAAAGCUGACAAGGGGAACGACGAUGAGCCAGCAGAGGAAGAUGGCAUAGACCGAAAGGAGGAGGCGGAGGAUGAGGACGCCGAGGUUGACAAGGAGGAGGACGUUGAAGAUGAAGAAGCAGAGGGUAAGAAAAGUAAUCAAGGUGAAAAGAACACUUCCGAAGCCAGCGAGGAGAAGCAGAGUAAGGAACCCACUGAUAAGAAAGAAGCUGUGACCCCAAGCAAUGAGAGGCCAACCAGGGAGCGGAAGAUGGUUGAAAGAUACUCUAUUCCUGAACGAGGCAGGUCUUCUGCUAGUAAGCCAUUGUCAAUUGAGAAGGGCCGGGGGACACCUCUGAAAGAUAUUCCUAAUGUGGCCUUCAAGUUGUCCAAGAGAAAAGCUGACGAGACUCUGCAGAUCCUUCACACUUUACUAUUUGGAAAGAAAGGAAAGGUGCAAAGUAUGAAGAGAAAUAUUGGUCGGUUUUCUGGCUUCGUCUGGACUGGGAAUGAGGAAAAACAGAAGUCAAAAGUUAAGGAGAAGCUUGACAAGUGUGUAAAAGAAAAGCUUAUAGAUUUCUGUGAUGUGCUCAAUAUUCAAGUAACUAAAGCCACGAUGAAAAAGGAAGAACUCACUGUAAAAAUCAUGGACUUCUUGGAAUCCCCACAUGCUACAACUGAUGUUUUGCUUGCUGAUAAGGAACAGAAAGGUAAGAAGCGAAGGUCAAUAACUGGGAAGAACUCAAAUCCUGGUGAAGCAUCAGCUAAGAGGCAAAAACAGUCAUCUCAGGCUGAGGAAAAGCAAAAACCCUCUCCCAAAGUUGAGGAAGAAGAUGAGGAUGAUGAUAAAGAUGAAUCUGCAGAUGCUCAUGAGGAUUCUCAAGGUGAUGAUGAUAACGAUGAGACUCUUCCCAAAGAUGAAAGUGAUCAGGAUGAGGAUAAAUCGGACGAAGAUGAACCAAAGAAAGAAACACCAAUUCAAAAGUCUUCAUCAAGAAAGAGUGCAAAGGAUGCUCCAAAAAGCAGGGAGAAAGCUACACCUGGUAAGAGCAGCACCGCUGCAAAAAGUCUGCCAAGACCGAAGAAGUCAACUACUCAGUCAGCUAAACCAAGUGCAGAUACUGAUGCAGGGUCUGGUUCAGUUUUGAAAUCCAAAGGGUCUACAUCUAGGAAACGCAAGGCUGAAGAACAAGAUGUUUCGAAAAAGGAAAAUAGUUCGAAAAAGCAGUCAGGCAAAUCAACUUCAAAAGCUUCUACAAAAGAUCAAGGGAAAGGAAAAUCUGGCAAGAAGGCCAAGGCUGAACCCACCAGGGAUGAGUUGCACGCAGUUGUUGUUGAUAUCCUGAAAGAAGUUGAUUUCAAUACAAUGAGCAACUUUGUCUGAUAUACUCAAGCAACUUGGUAUGAUCACCUUGUUCCCAUUGCAAGCUGUAAUGUCAUUUUAUCCUUUUAUCACUCUCCUAACCACCCAGGUUAUUCUUUAUGGCUGUAUCAGGUAAACACUUUGAUGUGGAUCUAAUGCACAGAAAAGCUGAGGUGAAGGAUGUUAUAACUGAAGUUAUAAAUAACAUGUCCGAUGAGGAAGAUGAAGGUGACGAGAAUGCUGAAGCUGGCGGGGAUGCGGACAAAGAUGAUGACGUUGAUGAUUAAUUAGGGCUUACAUAGGAAUUUCCCUCUGGAUGACAAAUGUCAUGGAGCAAUUUAAACAAGAGAAGCGAAGGAAAAAACCACUGUUGACAUUUCAACAUCAGAACAUAUCUCCCCAAGAAAACGUAGCCAACUAGGGUUGUUUGUACCAUAUCCUAAUUUGUAACUUCUUUCUUGAACAAGCGGUGUUGAGCUGACAUUAACUUGAUAGUUCUGCCUGACCAGCUCUCCUGCUUCCUUACCCCCUUUCUGUAAUUGCCUUUUCCUUACUUUUCACUUGUUAGAUAUAGAGCUCCGAAACAGGUGUUAUUUUAACUUAUGUGCAUUCGUAGCUGUUUGAAGCAGUUGUAGCUUUCUGUAAUUUUGAAGCUUUGUUGGUAUAUUCGUGGACCUAGUUGAUUUAGCUUGUGAGUGAUUGUGAAUUGGUUCUCUUUUGUUUACCGUCUUAUAGGCUUAAAUUUU